AUGGCGCCUGAGGCCAACAAUCGCUACGCGCUCUUUCGGGAGAAGGAUCUGAACGUUCCGCCGCCAAACAACUCGGCUAUCGACCUGUCUCGUAACCCGUUUCUCAACCAAGUCGCCGACGACUCCAUUCCGUGGCAGGAGGUGAAGAAGCGUAGCGCAGUUCCGCUCCAGCCUCCCUUGGGUACAAAAAGCAAGACGCUUGUGAUCCGAGAUAGUCACAAGAUCGCUCCUGCCCGCAGCCAUGGUAGCUUAACUCGUGCGCGUGCUCUAUCAAGCUCUACUGCUGCAACUGUUACGAGCAAUGACAAGGCGCACGAUCCACAUGAGAACUGGUGCGGUGUUUGCUCCAUCAAGUUCUCCAACAAGUCUACGCUUCUCAAUCACAUCAAGCAGACGCCCGAGCACCAGCAUUACUGCAAUCUUUGCAAGCGAGUCUUCAAGGAUCGCAACGGCCUCAAGAAUCACGUCGAUAGUGCUUGGGACCAUGAGGUGUUUUGCAACCUCUGCCUCAGCGCAUUCAAGGACGAGUGGGGUCUCAAGAAUCAUUUCGAGAACAAUUAUUCUGUCGGACACGAGUUCGUUUGCUUAACAUGCCUGAUGGGGUUCCGUAGCCGCAGCGAGCUAGAGGUUCAUCUCAAGACAUCCCAGAAACACAGCUGCUGUCUGACGUGCAACCGUCGCUUUCGCGAUCAGGAUGAGCGCGACGAGCAUUGGCAAAAGACGAGUAAGCACAAGCAUUGUUUGCAGCCGGGCUGUGACUUCGAUGGCCCCGAUCAAAUGGCGCUGCAACAACAUCUCAAGCGAGACCAUUUCCAAUGCGAAGGCUGCAAGCGGAUACUCCCCAGUGCUACGAAGCUUAAUCUGCACUAUGAGAGCUGUGAGUUCACCAUUGCGUGCCACCAAUGUGGUGAGCCGUUCGCGGGCCAAGUCAAGCUUGCUGCUCACCUGGAGCAUUGCUAUCUCUGCGAGGAGUGUGGAUACCAGACUCAUCAUCAGGGCAACUAUCACAUUCACAUGACGAAACAUUCCAACGCCGCGAUACCAUGCUGGGCCUGUGACGCUCCGAUGCGUACAUACUCCAGCCUCAUCAACCACCUUGAAUCAGGCAAAUGCCCCAAGUUUCCCAACACUGCGCGUCUGCUGCUCUGCCUCGGCAAGUGGUGGUAUUCGCCGCUGUACAUGGAUCUCGACAUUCACGCGCAGAUUCGAACCGGACGUAUCGCUCUUGGAGAAGUGCAAGCAUGGAUGGAUGGCGGCCUACUGCAUCCUUUCAUCUGCCGCGCGGACGGCUGCACAAAGUCAUUCGGCCACCUCAGCUCUUUGGUGCUGCACGUCGAGAGCCACGCGUGCGCCUGGGACAUCGAGCGUGUGAACAUCUACGGACUGGAGAAGGAGUUCAAGCGAGUUUGUGUGCGGCGGGACAGUGCGGUAGAAUAG
Dothidotthia symphoricarpi CBS 119687 is the source of this 1437-nucleotide messenger RNA. RefSeq lists its product as uncharacterized. The transcript is spliced from 3 exons. Gene Ontology annotation, biological process: regulation of transcription by RNA polymerase II. Lineage: Eukaryota; Fungi; Ascomycota; Dothideomycetes; Pleosporales; Dothidotthiaceae. The record is from RefSeq and is a predicted model, not a curated record. Gene Ontology annotation, cellular component: nucleus. The coding region runs from base 1 to 1437 and encodes 478 amino acids. Gene Ontology annotation, molecular function: DNA-binding transcription factor activity, RNA polymerase II-specific; RNA polymerase II transcription regulatory region sequence-specific DNA binding.